GCAGACGACACGCAGAGAGGCGCCGGGUCAACGCGCCAGGUAGCAACGCCUCGGGACAACCGUCGACGUUUCCCUUCGUCGCCGUCCUCACCGUCGUCUCAGCGGCGGGGGUGGUGUCGUGAUUCCUCCUCCUUAGGACAACCGCGGCGACUCCGGGGGACGACAACCAUGGGGUCCUUCCACGCCGUCUCCGGGAGCUUCGUUCUCCUCGUGGCCACGGUCGUCCUACUGCCCGCCACGCAUCACGCACCGUUUGCAUACGCCGCAACUGCCGGCGGCAGUAUGCUGGGCGACGUGAACAUCUCUGCGAUACUGGACUCCUUUUCUGUCAGUUACGAUAAAAGAGUAAGGCCGAACUACGGAGGUCCGCCCGUGGAGGUCGGCGUCACCAUGUAUGUCCUCAGCAUCAGCUCCGUGUCCGAGGUGUUGAUGGACUUCACGUUGGAUUUUUACUUCCGACAAUUCUGGACGGAUCCACGACUCGCGUUCAAGCCGCGAACGGGCGUCGAGACGCUCAGCGUCGGUUCGGAAUUCAUCAAGAACAUUUGGGUACCCGACACCUUCUUCGUCAACGAGAAGCAGUCGUACUUUCACAUCGCUACCACCAGCAACGAGUUCAUUCGCAUUCACCAUUCGGGAAGCAUCACGCGUAGCAUACGCUUAACGAUUACAGCGUCAUGUCCCAUGAACUUGCAGUAUUUCCCGAUGGACCGGCAACUGUGCCAUAUCGAGAUCGAGAGCUUUGGAUACACAAUGCGCGAUAUUCGGUACAAAUGGAACUCCGGCCUACAGUCGGUCGGCAUCUCGAACGAGGUGGAACUACCGCAGUUUCGCGUGCUCGGUCACAGGCAACGACAGACAACCAUACACCUAUCUACAGUCGGAUACACGAUGAGGGACAUCCGGUACAAGUGGAACGAGGGCCCAAACAGCGUCGGGGUCAGCAACGAGGUCUCCCUGCCUCAGUUCAAGGUCCUCGGUCAUCGUCAACGUGCCAUGGAGAUUAGUCUUACCACCGGGAAUUACUCGCGGCUGGCCUGCGAGAUCCAGUUCGUACGGUCGAUGGGCUACUACCUGAUCCAGAUCUACAUACCCUCAGGGCUGAUUGUCAUAAUAUCGUGGGUGAGCUUUUGGCUAAACCGAAACGCGACCCCCGCUCGGGUGGCCCUCGGAGUAACCACUGUGCUCACUAUGACGACCCUAAUGUCCUCGACGAACGCGGCGCUACCAAAGAUCUCCUACGUCAAGUCCAUCGACGUCUAUCUGGGCACCUGCUUCGUCAUGGUCUUUGCCUCGUUGCUCGAGUACGCCACGGUGGGCUACAUGGCGAAGAGGAUUCAGAUGCGGAAGAAUCGCUUCCAAAAGAUAGCCGAGAGCAUGAAGGCCGCGAGCGAAAAUCCAGGACCGCCGCGUGUGCCCGGCGAUCAUGGCGAUCAUGCGCCUAAGCAAACUGAGGUGCGGUUCAAGGUGCACGACCCAAAGGCACACAGCAAAGGUGGGACACUCGAGAACACCAUAAAUGGUCGCGCCGAUGAGGAAUCGGCGGGCGCGCCGCAACAUAUUAUUCAUCCUAGCAAGGACAUCACCAAGCUCUACGGUAUGAGUAGACCAUGCAUAACGCCGUCGGACAUCGACAAGUAUUCCCGCAUCGUAUUCCCGGUAUGUUUCGUUUGCUUCAAUCUGAUGUACUGGAUCAUUUACCUCCACAUCAGCGACGUGGUCGCGGACGACCUCGUGCUGCUCGAGGAGGCCAAGUAAACGACGGCGUCGCGGUGCUCCGAAUCGAGAAGGAAGAACCGGGCAAAAGGGUGCACGGAAGCGAGCAUUCUUACGCGUGGGAACGAGACGAGGGCCGAUUCGCCAAAGUGGAGGCGAAAGCGGCUCGAGGAGGAUAAAUCGAGGUGUGCUCGGUGACUACUUCAGGACAGGCGUAAUAGGAGCGAGUAGUAAAAGCGAACGACAUCCGAGACAGCCGUACCAGUUCGCAGAAAAAGGUGCUCUCAGAAAACAAAAAACAUACGCUCAGGUCCGUCUCGAGAGAGCGCGGUAACCACCUUCUCUACUGGAAGUAGUAGCGGACGAAUACGGGCAGCCGCGCGGCCGCCUAGACGCGGAGUAGGACUACCUCGCGGUGACUGGCAAGUAGAAACGGCCGAACGACUCGUCGGACGCCACGUCGCUUCGGCGUGGCUUAUCAAACGCGCGCUUCCACUACUUGCGCGGCGUCGUGGCUACCGCAAUUUCUACCCGGGCAAGAGGCCCGUUGUUCGUCAAUCAGCGAUCGGGCACGCGUAAGCCUCGGCUAUCGUCGCUGUCCACGAGGCGUCUUCGUUAAAGACUCAAUAUAUAUACAUAAAUAAAUAUAAAUAUAUAAAUAUAUAUAUAUAUAUAGAUACGUCGCGCGAUAGAAAUAUAUAUGUCGCGACGCAAGCGGAAAGGCAAGCAGGAGCUCAAUCGCGAAGGCGAAUCCACGAGCAUACAUACCAUAAAACAUUGCCAGUCUAGGUAUCUCUAGUUCUUAAACGGAGAAAAUACCUUCGAUAUAAACACUUGUCAAUUUAGCCACAUUACAUAGUAACAUUAACUAACGCUAAGAACAACACCGAGACACGUCGGUUUGAAGCGACGAUUCAAUCGAGAGCAGCUUGAGAACGGAAAAAUAUAGGAUUAUCGACGUUCGUCGAGGUCGAGGAUGAAUCGUCGCUCUGACGCCGUCAGCAGCGUUCGCGCGCAGAGAAAACGUUAGCGGAAAUCGCACACGGUGGCAUGUGUGCGCGUGCAUGCGAGCGAAUGAGAGGGAGCGAGUGCAUGUGUGAGAACGAGCGAGCGUUAAUGUGUGAGUGAGGGUGCGCGUGGAACGAAAAGAAAGAAAAAAAGAAACGGCGGGAAAGUUCAUAUUCCGAACGAAGAAAAACAAUGUACUAUCGGAGACUGGUGCGACUUAUUAUCUAAGUAAGUACAGUAAGUAUAUGUACAUUAACAUAUAUACGCGCGCGCGUACGCGGCCACGUUAGGUACGCGCGUGCAUGCAUAUUAGACACGUGCGUGCACACAUGCGUACGCGGGACGCGUACAGCCGAUCGGUGAACGAUUCUACGCGAGGUCCGCAAAGAUAACGGCGGUGG
This is a messenger RNA of Vollenhovia emeryi, 3125 nucleotides long. RefSeq names its product gamma-aminobutyric acid receptor subunit beta (gene Rdl). Gene Ontology annotation, cellular component: neuron projection; synapse; membrane. The record is from RefSeq and is a predicted model, not a curated record. Bases 169 to 1758 code for a protein of 529 amino acids. The transcript has 11 exons. Gene Ontology annotation, biological process: regulation of membrane potential; chloride transmembrane transport; chemical synaptic transmission. Gene Ontology annotation, molecular function: chloride channel activity; neurotransmitter receptor activity; extracellular ligand-gated monoatomic ion channel activity. NCBI's taxonomy places the organism in Eukaryota, Metazoa, Arthropoda, Insecta, Hymenoptera, Formicidae.